UGGUGUUCCCUUUUUUCUUCUUCAACAUCACAUUUUACUAUAAUUAAAUGUUCAAUCCCAAGUGAUAAUCAAGAAUUCAAGAAUCCAAUUAAUGGAAAUGUUGUGAAAUUGAAUUUGUUAAAAUCCAAUAAUAAUGGUCAUCAUGUUGCAACAAAAACUUCAUUUUCUCCUUGUGAUGAAACUUUGUACAAUAUUCCAAUGUCACAAAUAAGGCAAAAUAUACCAACAAAGAAACAACUUGUGGAUACUUAUAGACAAGGAAUUAUUGUUGAAGGUGCAUAUAGACAAACAGUUGUUAUAAGGUCUUAUGAAGUUGGUCCUGAUAAAGUUGCUACUAUUGAAAGUAUCCUUAAUUUACUUCAGGAAACAGCAUUGAAUCAUGUGUGGAUGUCAGGACUACUUAGUGAUGGAUUUGGUGCUACACAUGGGAUGAUGAAAAAUAACCUCAUAUGGGUUGUUUCAAGAAUGCAAGUUCAAAUAGACCAUUAUCCAAUAUGGGGUGAAGUAAUAGAGAUUGAUACAUGGGUUGGAGCAUCAGGCAAAAAUGGGAUGAGACGCGACUGGCAAAUUAGAAGUCAAGCCACAGGCCUUGUAUUUGCCAGAGCAACCAGUACAUGGGUGAUGAUGAACCAGCAAACGAGGCGUUUGUCAAAGAUGCCGGAAGAAGUGAGGGCUGAAAUCUCACCAUGGUUCAUCAGUAAACAAGCCAUCAAAGAGGAAAAUCCUAUUAAGAUAGAGAAGUUGGAUGACACUGCUAAAUAUGUCCUUUCAAAUUUGAAGCCAAAGAGAAGCGAUUUGGACAUGAAUCACCAUGUAAAUAAUGUGAAAUACGUUCGUUGGAUGCUAGAGACAAUUCCUGACCAUUUUUUGGAGAGUUAUCAGCUGUCUAGCAUCGUGCUCGAAUACAGGAGAGAAUGUGGAAGCACGGAUAUCGUUCAAUCCCUUUGUGAACCUGAUGAAGAGGUACUUUUCGACGAUGUUGUUGUUGAUGUUGAUCAACAUAAGAGAAGAAUUAGUGUACUUCAUGGAUUUUCAUUGGCAUCAGGGCUUCUUGAAGCAAAUGGACUUCUUGAGUCAUUUAGUCAAAGGCCAUUUAGCUAUACACAUUUGCUUAAGAUAAAAGAACAGAUCAAGAAUGAAGAAAUUGUUAGAGGAAGGACUACUUGGAAGAGAAAGAUAUCUUCCAUGCCAUUUCCUACCUAA
This is a messenger RNA of Solanum stenotomum, 1203 nucleotides long. Its product is annotated as palmitoyl-acyl carrier protein thioesterase, chloroplastic-like. Gene Ontology annotation, biological process: fatty acid biosynthetic process. Lineage: Eukaryota; Viridiplantae; Streptophyta; Magnoliopsida; Solanales; Solanaceae. The transcript has 6 exons. The record is from RefSeq and is a predicted model, not a curated record. The coding region runs from base 199 to 1203 and encodes 334 amino acids. Gene Ontology annotation, molecular function: acyl carrier activity; fatty acyl-[ACP] hydrolase activity.